GCCCGGUCCCGCCCCGCGCGCGGGAUCGCGGGGGCGCCCGGGGUUCUCCUUCCCCGUUCCAGACUCGUCCCGGCUCGCCGGAGAGCUCCAGGAUGUGGAAGCUGGUGCCCGCCUCAGGAAAAGGAGAGCCAUAUCGGCUUUUAAGUGAUACAGAAUAUGUUGUUGGACGCAAAAACUGUGCAAUUCUAAUUCAGGAUGAUCAGUCCAUCAGUCGAAGUCAUGCAGUUCUGACAGUAAGUCGUCCUGAAACAAGCCCUAGUCAAUCUCUCUCAGUCCCUAUAUUAACAGUAAAAGAUACAUCUAAGUAUGGUACCUUUGUUAAUGGAUCAAAACUCAAUGGCACUUCAGUGUCUUUGCAGUCUGGUGACAGAAUCAACUUUGGAGUAUUUGAGAGCAAGUUUAGAGUGGAGUAUGAACCUUUGGUUGUCUGCUCCUCAUGUUUAGAUGUAGCUCAGAAAACUGCUUUAAAUCAAGCCAUUCAGCAGCUUGGAGGCCUUGUAGUGAAUGAAUGGACAAAAGAGUGUACCCACCUUGUCAUGGUAUCAGUAAAAGUUACUGUUAAGACUAUAUGUGCUUUGAUUUGUGCUCGACCAAUUAUAAAACCAGAGUUUUUUGUUGAAUCAAUCAGAGCUAUUCAGUCCAGGCAGCAGUUGCCAAAUCAUGAAAGCUUUUAUCCUCCAGUUGAUGAGCCUUCCAUUGGCACUGAAAAACUGGAUUUAUCUGAGCAUCAUGAAAGGAAAACAAUAUUCAGUGGAAAAACUUUUAUAUUUCUAUCUGCUAAGCAGCACAAGAAACUGGGUCCAGCAAUUAUUCUUGGAGGAGGAGAAAUAAAGUUGAUGACAGAAGGAAAAAAAGAAACGCCUUUACUGAUUUCUCCUGAAGUUUGUGUUGUUGAUGUGGGUUUGACAAACUCUCAGACUGCAGGAUCUGACUCUAUGAGAAACUGGACUGAUUCCAUUCUGACUGUCUUGCAAAGCAAGAAUCUCAGGGCUAUUCCAGAGGCAGAAAUUGGAUUGGCAGUUAUCUUCAUGUCUACAGAAAAAUACUGCAACCCUCAAAAGCAGGCUGGUACCAACAAAGCUGUAACUGAAAGUACUCCUGCAUCAGCUGUUGUGGGCCGAGCCAUUUCUCAGAGUUUGGCUGUGGAUGAAACCAUAAUGCCAACUGCUGCAGAUAGCAGCACAUUGUACAUAACUGAUACAGAAGAGCAGACAUGUAUGCAGGUAGAGAAUACUCCCCAGAUGGAUAAACAACGGAAAAUGGCUUUCCAGGAUACAACCACCGUAAAGAAAAACACACGGACAAGUGGCAGUGUAAAUGCAGGAACAGCCAUAUUUAGAGGGAACAGAACAUCUGGGUUGAGUCAAAAAAGUCAGCCUGUCUCACCAUCUAAAAUUUCAGAAGCUGGUAAACCCAGCGAGUGUGCUUCACGUCACCAGUCCAACUCAAUUACAAAUUACUUCCAGGUAGCUAGAAAGAGGGAAAGAGCUGAAGAAGAAGAGGAAACAUCUGCACCCAAACUAGCAAAACUGGAGGAAAGGUCAUCACCUCUUUCCAAGUGCACUGAACCCACAACUUCAUCGGUCUGGAACAGUGAAGCAAAACAGCAUCAAAAGAAAAAUAAUAUCCUAGACCCAAACCCAGGUUUUUCAUUAGAAGACGUGGGUAUAAAGCUUACGAGGGAAAGUGUCAAAGUAACAAGUGAUAAAACAGACACUAAAACCACUUUGAGUGAAAGUCAUGCACCGCAGAAGAGAAAAGAGUUAGAUGAUUUAUCUGAAGAUACAGAAGCGCUGGAAAUUGUGUUUGGAAGUGGAGACCUAGACUGGGAAGAUCAAGUAGCAGAUCAUGACCAGGAAGCUCGAGGAAAUACACGAAAAAAAAGAUGUUUGGAAGCCAAAGGAAGCAGGACUCAAGAAGUAAAUGUAAAUCAGAGACAGGAGAAUAAAAUAUUGAAAGAAGAGGAACUUGGAUCGGUUGUAAAUUCAGAAAUGAAAUGUAAGAUCAAGCAAGAAUCACCAGUCUCGAACCCCAGCAAACUGCAAGAUGACUCCAGCAGUCUUCCUAGCAGGCUUCUGUUGACUGAGUUUAGAUCACUGAUUGUCAGCCGUCCAAGACAGAACAGUUGCCUUACUGGAAAUACGAGCUAUGGGGGAAAGAAAAAUUUCAAAACGUUCAAAAAGGUAGCUUAUCCAGGGGCAGGACAACUUCCAUACAUUAUUGGGGGAUCAGAUUUGAUUGCUCACCAUGCUAAAAGGAAUUCAGAGCUAGAAGAGUGGUUAAGGCAAGAAAUGGAGGAACAGAACCGAUAUGCAAGGGAAGAAUCACUUGCUGAUGAUCUCUUUAGAUAUGAUCCUAAUGUGAAAAGGAGAAGAUAAAUUGUGACCUGGAUUUACAGUGUUUCUCUAGCAAAACCUGCUUUUCUUUUCCUUAGGUUUCUUGCGUUA
This is a messenger RNA of Neopelma chrysocephalum (saffron-crested tyrant-manakin), 2447 nucleotides long. RefSeq names its product nibrin (gene NBN). Lineage: Eukaryota; Metazoa; Chordata; Aves; Passeriformes; Pipridae. The transcript is spliced from 16 exons. Gene Ontology annotation, molecular function: damaged DNA binding; protein binding. Gene Ontology annotation, biological process: mitotic G2 DNA damage checkpoint signaling; double-strand break repair via homologous recombination; telomere maintenance. The record is from RefSeq and is a predicted model, not a curated record. Gene Ontology annotation, cellular component: nucleus; Mre11 complex. Bases 93 to 2378 code for a protein of 761 amino acids.